Messenger RNA from Polypterus senegalus (gray bichir), 4564 nucleotides. RefSeq names its product X-prolyl aminopeptidase 3, mitochondrial (gene xpnpep3). Bases 164 to 1693 code for a protein of 509 amino acids. Gene Ontology annotation, molecular function: manganese ion binding; metalloaminopeptidase activity. The record is from RefSeq and is a predicted model, not a curated record. Lineage: Eukaryota; Metazoa; Chordata; Cladistia; Polypteriformes; Polypteridae. The transcript has 10 exons. Gene Ontology annotation, cellular component: mitochondrion.
CUUAUCCUGACGCCCAUGUCUUAGGAGCCAAUAGGAACCUGCGGGGCAUUGUACUGUCGCGUCGGGUUCAGUUUGGAUUUCUCGGUCAUAGAUACCUUGCUCUCUUCCUCCCACCUCCCGUACAUUUAUAAUCUUAUGUCUGCCCUUCCCCUCUUCACCGGCCAUGCUUGUCAAACCGACAAAAACGCUUUUCAACACAGUACUAGCAACCAGUUCACAGCGGAUUGCAGCUUGUGUAUCAUGUCUCAGAAGAUGGCUUUAUGUACAGACAUGUACAGGAAGACAGAGGAAGCUGCCAAAACGUUAUCUCGGUCAACCAAGCCCUCACACUCACCCCCAUCUCCUCAGACCAGGUGAAGUGACUCCAGGAUUGAGCCAAACAGAGUAUGAACUUCGUCGGCAUAGACUAAUGAGCUUAGUGGCAGCUCAGACUCAAGGCAGUUCUAGCACGGAUAAUGCCGUUGUCCUACUUUCUCACCCCACUGUAUAUAUGACCAACGACAUCCCCUUCCCUUUCCAUCAGAACACAGACUUCCUGUACUUGAGUGGCUGCCUGGAGGAGGACUGCGCCCUUGUGCUGAAAAGUGUACCUGGGGUUGCCCUUCCAGCUCACAAAGCCUUGCUAUUUGUACCUCGCCGAGACCCAACCAGGGAACUCUGGGAUGGUCCACGUUCGGGAACUGAUGGAGCAGUGGCACUGACAGGUGUAGAUGACGCUUAUCCUAUUGAUGAACUGGCCCGCUUUGUGCAAAACACAAAAGAUGAAGGCUGCACCCUCUGGUAUGACUAUAAUCAUGUAUCCCAUCCACGAUUACAUCACGAUGUAAUGCUUUCCUUAGUGGAGGCAAAGAACAAGACAUCUAAUCGUGUCCGACCUGUCAGGUCACUGGUGCACAGCCUCCGGGUGAUUAAGUCCCCUGCUGAAAUUGAGAUUAUGAAGAAUGCUGGAAAAAUUACAGCACAGGCUUUCAUGAACACCAUGAUGACUUCUAGAAGUCUGAAGAAUGAAUCGUUACUGUAUGCCAAGUUUGACUAUGAGUGCCGCAUCCAUGGAGCUAAUUUCCUGGCAUAUCCUCCUGUCAUUGCUGGGGGCAAUCGUUCUAACACUCUGCACUAUGUGAGCAACAAUCAGAUGUUGAAGGAUGAUGAAAUGGUCCUACUGGAUGGAGGGUGUGAACUUUCUGGUUAUGUGAGUGACAUCACACGGACAUGGCCAGUGAAUGGCAGGUUUUCACUUCCACAAGCUGAAUUGUACCAGGCCGUGCUGGAUGUACAAAAGGCCUGCCUAGGUCUUUGUUCCCCAGGGGUCAGUCUGGAUAAUAUCUACAGUCUUAUGCAAACAUUGAUUGGACAGAAGCUGAAGGAGCUUGGCAUUGUGGGGAAGAAGUCUAAAGACCACGACAUAUACAGGGCUGCACGCCAAUAUUGUCCUCACCAUGUGGGCCACUACCUGGGGAUGGAUGUCCAUGAUACCCCAGAAGUCUCAAGAUCUCAGACUCUACGCCCUGGCAUGGUAAUCACUAUUGAACCAGGCAUCUACAUUCCAGAGGAUGAUGGGAGUAGUCCAGCACGCUACCAGGGUCUAGGGGUUCGUAUUGAGGAUGACGUAGUGAUUACAGAGAGUGGGCCACCUUUGGUGUUGUCUUGUGAUGCACCUAAAGAGAUUCAGGACAUUGAGAGUAUUUGUCAGUAGUGACAAAAUAAAGUAUCUUCACAUGAAUUCACCUGAAAGGGUUCAGCAUGUUUGAAAUAUUGAGACACUGAGACCCAAGGGAUUCCUGGAGAUACCUGUCUUGCUCUUCUUGUGAACAGGUGUAGGCAGGAGAGCCAAAAAUUACGGCAAUUAUUGUUACAUUUUUGAAUGGUACAAAUCAUUAAGAUCAUUUUUGGUUCAGUUUCAAUACUCUCCCAAGACUUUGACAUCAGGGUAGAUUAGUAGUGAUCUUUGAUUGAUUAAGGUGUCAUAUAAACUAUCUAUAAAGAGGUGAAAACUGAGGGAGAUAGCUGAGCAUCAGUGCAAUUAAGAAUCGAAUGUGUUUUUAUAAUUCAUAAAGACAUACUCUAGGUCAGUUCAGGUCACUAUCAAAUGGGCUUCAAUAAAAAAACAUAACAUUCUGCAUCGGGUCAUGCAUAACAUUAUUCGUAAUGGAAUGAUUUUCCUUAAUUUACUAAUAUGACAGGAUUCAAAGGUUAUAUUUUUUGAGUAAUGUCAUUUAAAAAAAUGCUGCCACAUUUCACCUGGGUAUCUGGAGAGACAGGUGAAAGUUCAUUAGUAGGUUAGUAUAUUAAAUUACAGGUCUGAUCAUAUUGCCACCAGAUCAGAUUUUUGGAUUCUUUUGGUGCUGAUUUGCACUUUCAUCUUUGUUAAAACUGGAAGAUCUGCAUUAAUUGCAGAUUAAAAUAAUAACAUUUUGUGAAAGAACAAUUAACCAGUAUACAUGUCAUCCUAUAUAUUAAAAAGUACACAAUUCUAAAAUGACAUUCGAAAUUUAAUAUUUUGAUGUUACCUCAUUAAGUAUACAUCUUUUCACUUUGGAUAUUGCACUACAGUGACCGUUAAUUUAACAGUGUUGCAUCUGUCUAAAACUAAUACAUCAUCAUAGUAUCUUUCUUUAAAUUCUGCUUGAACUAUGGUAUAAAAUAGUUUAGAGUCUUGAAUCAUCAUGAAUCACUGUGAAAAGUUUCUUUUAGGUCAAUGUAAACUAUAGUGUCCUCCAGAAUUAUUGCCACCUUUACUAAAGAUGAGCAAAAAUGCUGUGAAAGGUGUUAUUAUUCUUAUGCUUCAUCUUUCAUCCAAAGUAUGAGAGAACUUUACCCACAAAGACAAAAUUUUUAAAGAAAAAAAAAAAAAUUUUCCUCAACAAGCACAUUUAUUGGCACUCCCACGUUUAAUAUUUUGUGCACCAUCCCUUUGUCAUGAUAACAGAAUUGAAUCUUUUCUUAUACUGCUGGAUGAAAUGUUGGAAUACACAAAAUGGGAGCUGAAGCCAUUCCCCCGUGCAAUUUUUUUUUUUCAAAAGAAAGGUGCUCUCAGAACAACCCCUCAAGUCUUCAAGGGGUUUAGGUCAGGAGAUUUGGAUGGAAAUUGCAAAAGACAAACUCUGUUCUCAGUUAAUCAUUUUUGUGUUUGAGCCAUUUUCCUGCUGAUAUUUGAUGGAGUCAGUGAUAUCUUGUGUCCUAACAAGAUUUCCAGCUCAUUUGAAUUAAAAAACUAAACUGCAACAUCACAGAUCCACCACCAUACAUAAGAGUGGAUAUUGUUUCAUCUAACCAGUAGAAUCAGGUUCCCCUCAAAAAACCAAUAAUAUUUAGCAAACUCCAAGCGCUUGCAAUUUCGAUUUGAUGUCAACUAAGGUUUUAUUUUUCUGACAACUCUGUUGAAUAGUUUGUUGGCAUUAAGGUGAAGUGUGAUUGUAGUUUUAGAGAUCUGGUGACCCUGGGAUCAGUUGAUUGCUACUGUUGCCUGAGUAUGAUGAAGGAGAAAGUUGUAUUUCUUGAAACAUUCUCUUUACUGUUGUUUUUUUUUUUGUUUUUUUUUAACAUAUGUUAGCUACUUCUUCCAAGCAGGGUUAUCGUAACUCCAGUUCUUUGAGACUUCUGAAUGAUGGAAAUGGGUAUUUUUAGACAUGUAGCAUUUUUUUAGCCACUGGCUGAUUUAUAAUACAACCUUUUUUCUUACUUCAUUAGUUUACUCUCUGGUCUUACCCAUGUUGAUGGGUUUGAAUAAGGAUUGACCAGUGACUUACCUCCUAUGUAUACUGCAGGAAAACAGGAAGUUUAAAUUGCCACUUAAGAGUUCCUAAAGACUCUGGGGUGGAUAAAAUAUUAAUCGGAACAUAUCUUAAUUAGAUUUUGUUAUUGAGAAUUUCUGUGGGUGCAUAUACUUUUUUUAGGAGAAAAGUAUCAUUUUUGUUUUAAAAUUAAGAUUUAAGUAUAAAAUCAAGCUAUUAAAAAUUAAAACAUUUCUUCACAGCCUUUUUGCCCAUCUUUACCAAGAAUGCUAAUAGCAUUUAUGUAUAUAUAAUGCAGAUGCCUACUUUGUACAGGAGGCCUGUACAAUAAUAGGCUUAUUUUGUAAUUUGUUAUUUUUUCGAUAAUAUAAUGACUUGAGUCACUUAUACACAUUUUAUACUGGAACUGUAAACUGUUGAACAUGAACAAUCUUCAGUUGAGAGAAUGUCCUUAUUAGCUUCCCAGCCUAUGGGAAAGGAUGAUUUAAAUGAUCUUGGAUUUCUUGGAUGUGGGCUCAGUGAAAAUAUGCAGUGUGAUGAUAACUUACUGAGAAUGUAAUAUUCAUGAUUUUUUAAAAUCUUAUAUAUUUUAGAUUGGUUACAUAUACACAUAUAUAUAUUUAUAUAUAUAUAUUUUUUUUAAUUUACAGAUUUGUUGUAAAAUAGGAAGAUAUUUUUGUCAGCCAGAAAAUAAAGAAAUAAUGUAGUUUCUAUGUAAAUGUAUUUUUUAUUAGAAUUAGAAAUGUUGGCCAAAUUAACUACAUGCAUUUGAAAAAUAAGCACAGAAGCAUGUUAGAAAACCAGCAAUAAAAGUUGGAUAAUCAUGGAUGUAA